UACACGGCGACUUCCACAACUGUACUGGUGUUAAGAAGAAAAACAAAAUGGAAAAUGUAUAUCAUGGAUGAAGCUGUAAGGUAUCGAAUCUAUCUAUCCAUCUAGUGUUGUACAGGUCACACAGUCUGAUCUCUGGUGAUGGAUUCGUCGGAGAUCAGGUCACCGGCGGAGGGAGGGAGGUUGGGGACACCAAUGUCGAGCAGGAAGAAGCUGGGGAUUCACUUCAUUGAGUCUGAGGAUAGAAGAAUGGCAUUUGGUCGCGGCUACUCAACACCAGCUGGAUCUACACCGGUCGAUAUCCAUGGCAAAUCCAUUGUUGACCUUUCUAAGACUGGUGGUUGGAUUGCUGCCUUGUUCAUCUUUGGGAAUGAGAUGGCAGAAAGAAUGGCAUAUUUCGGGCUAUCAGUGAACAUGGUGGCGUUCAUGUUCUACGUGAUGCACAGACCCUUCAGCAGUUCAUCGAAUGCAGUGAACAACUUCUUAGGGAUAUCUCAAGCAUCAUCGGUACUGGGUGGUUUUCUAGCAGAUGCGUAUCUGGGGAGAUACUGGACAAUAGCCAUCUUCACUAGCAUUUAUCUGGCGGGUUUGGCGGGAAUAACAUUGUGCGCAACAAUGACGAUAUUUACACCCAAGCAAGAGGGAUGUGAGCAGCUGGCGCUGCUGUUAGGGGAGUGCGAGGCUGCGAAGCCAUGGCAGAUGAGUUACCUGUACACGGUGCUGUACAUGACGGCGUUUGGAGCGGCAGGGAUAAGGCCAUGCGUGUCAUCAUUUGGAGCAGACCAGUUCGACGAGAGGAGCAAGAACUACAAGGCACACCUGGAUAGGUUCUUCAACUUUUUCUAUCUGUCGGUGACGGUGGGUGCAAUUGUGGCCUUCACGGUGGUGGUGUAUGUCCAGAUGAAGCAUGGGUGGGGAGCGGCCUUUGGAUGUCUGGCAAUAGCAAUGGGAUUGUCCAACAUGCUCUUCUUCAUAGGGACCCCCUUGUACAGGCACAGGCUCCCUGGUGGCAGCCCCCUCACCAGGGUGGCUCAGGUCUUGGUUGCUGCAUUCAGAAAGAGGAACGCUCCUUUUGGAAGCGGGGGCUUCGUUGGCCUCUACGAGCUCCCCGGCUCCCACUCUGCCAUCAAGGGAAGCAGAAAGAUCCCUCACACCGACCACUUCAGCUUUCUCGACAAGGCGGCUCUGCAGUUGAAGGAAGAUGGGUGCAGCCCGUGGAGGCUGUGCACCGUGACGCAAGUGGAAGAGGUCAAGAUCCUCAUUCGGCUGAUCCCAAUAGCAGCAUCCACAAUAAUGCUGAAUGUGGUGCUAACAGAGUAUCUGACACUCUCAGUGCAGCAAGCAUACACCAUGAACACCCACUUGGGCCAUCUCAAGCUUCCCGUUACAUGCAUGCCCGUCUUCCCUGGCCUCAGCAUCUUCCUCAUCCUCUCUCUCUACUACUCCCUCUUCGUCCCCCUCUUCCGCCGCAUCACCGGCCACCCCCACGGCGCCUCUCAGCUCCAGAGAGUGGGUAUCGGCCUUGCCGUCUCCAUCGUGUCCGUUGCCUGGGCAGCAGUCUUCGAGAAAUAUCGAAGAGAGUAUGCAGUACAGCAUGGAUUCGAAUCGAGCUUCCUGACGCCGAUGCCGAAUUUAAGCGCCUACUGGCUUCUCAUACAGUACUGCCUGAUUGGAGUGGCAGAGGUGUUUUGCAUCGUGGGGCUUCUGGAAUUUCUGUACGAGGAGGCACCCGAUGCCAUGAAGAGCAUUGGCUCUGCAUAUGCUGCUCUUGCUGGUGGCUUAGGCUGUUUUGCCGCCACCAUCAUCAACACCAUCGUCAAAUCCGCCACUACUACUCACAACGGCUCCCGCUCCUGGCUCUCACAGAACAUCAAUACUGCCAGGCAUUUAUGUGGCACAAUAUAAGAGUGAAGUAACAACUAUUUUGGUCUCGUGUAUUCAUCUUAAUCAUGCCGUCCCCUACAAAUACAGCAAUGACGUGACAAAAAUUAUAUAAUACUAUUACUGUUUUUAUUGCCGCUUAAUUAUAAUUUAGGAGAGAGGAAAUGCUAGCUCUCUCAUUGGGGAUGAACCUUUCUUCCUCGUCCAUCAUUUGUAUACUUUUAUUUUAUUAGUUGUGCGGGUUCCAUAUGAUACAUAAUUAAUUUUAUUUCAA
Molecule: messenger RNA, 2152 nt
Organism: Arachis duranensis
Lineage: Eukaryota; Viridiplantae; Streptophyta; Magnoliopsida; Fabales; Fabaceae
Product: protein NRT1/ PTR FAMILY 6.1
Exons: 3
Coding region: 139-1902 (587 amino acids)
Biological process (GO): oligopeptide transport; transmembrane transport
Cellular component (GO): membrane
Molecular function (GO): transmembrane transporter activity
Source: RefSeq, a predicted model, not a curated record